AUGGACUUCGCGACGCUGCCAGGCGAGCCCGCGUGGCCGCUUGGGGCUCGCGAUGGGCUCUGGUUCCCCGAAGCGUCACAGCUAGUCGCUCCGCCCGUCAACGCUGCUGCGACGAAUGAGUUUGGCGGGGCCGCUGGUUGCGGCGCUGUGGGCAUGGACGUCGGUGACGUGGCGUCGUCGGGCGUGUCGCGGGAUUUGCUGCUGCAGCUGUUGUCGGCGGGUCUCGACAUGCCAGCCACAGCCUGGACGGUCGAUCUGCGCUUUCCGCCCGUCUCGCCGCAAGUCAACGCUCGAUCUCGACCGCAGCUCACGGCGGGCGAGCGCCCCGUGCCGCUGCUGGGGUCCGCCGCUCACGGCGCGCAGUCGAGCCUGCGCUCCCGGCGGGGCCUGCCCGACCUCUCCAGCUCGCUGGCCAACGCGCGCCCCUCCGCCGUCUCCCGCCUCGCCGCUGCCACCGGCGGCAAUCCCCCUCUCAGCACGGGCAAGCGCGAGGCCGAGGCGGGCAUGACAGGCGGCGCAGCGCGGUGGCCGCUGUCCCCCGCGCUCAAGAGCCCGCGAUCCGACGGAUAUCGCAGCCCCGGCGGCAGCCGCGUUCUGUCCGCCAUAGCCGCGAGCCCCACGGGGCUCGCGAGCGACAUGGCGCAGCUGCGCGUGCGCUCGCUGCCCACCACUCCGCUUGGCGGGGCUGCGUCCUUGCCGCUGGGGUCAGCGCGCGGCGGAGUGGGAGGGGGCGUGCGAUCCGCGGAGUCGGCAGGCAGAGGGUCGCACUCGAGAGGGUCGAGCGGCGAGCAGGGCUACGAGGUGGCGUCGGCGGGCGGGCAGGAUGGAGCAGCGCGGGACGGGCAGGAGGGCGGGAUGGAAGCGGGUGCCGCGCACAUGGAGGAGGGCGGCGGGGCGGCAGCAGGGAUGGGCGAGGGCAUGGAGGGCGGCGGAGGGGGAGACGAGCUGUACGGCGGCGAUGGGUUUGGGCUGGACGAGGGGGGGGGACGAGGAGGCGGACGGGGAGGGCGGCAAAGGGGGGGCCGGAGGCAAGGGGCGGGGCAGGCAUUCGACGAAGCCGCGCAGCGUGGCGGAGCGCAUGCGGCGGGAGCGCAUAUCGGCGCGGCUGAAGCGGCUGAAGGACGUGAUGCCGCGCACGGACGCGCGCACAGACACGUCCGCCAUGCUGGACGACGCUGUGGUGUACAUCCGCUCCCUGCAGAUGCGCUGCGCCGCCCUCGAGACCCAAAACGCCGUGCUCGCUAA
Molecule: messenger RNA, 1245 nt
Organism: Closterium sp. NIES-65
Lineage: Eukaryota; Viridiplantae; Streptophyta; Zygnematophyceae; Desmidiales; Closteriaceae
Source: the annotation of a GenBank genome assembly